AUGAGCGGAGACGCGGAAGAUAACCUGGAGGAACAGGCACAAGUGGCGUCGCAGGCGGAGACACCCCCGCAGACAACGGAACUUGAGACGAAGGAGAAAAAGAAAAAAAAAAAAAAAAAGGACAAAGGCGCCAAAGGGGACAAAAAUGACCCCAAUAGAAAAAAGAACAAAAAAAAGAAGCAAAAAGAGAAAACCUCCCAAAAUGAGAAAGCGACAGCCGUGGGACGGAAAAAGAAGCUACGAAAGAAGGACGCACCACAGGAUGAUAGCGACUCGGUAGAUGAUAGCAGCGAUGGAGACAGUUCCCACGACAGCGACAUGGAAAGUUUGGAAAAUUUUUGCAGAAACAACGAUCUUAGCGAGCCCAGCUCGGAAGAACACGAAUCGGUGGAUGUGGCUGAUAAGGAUGACCGCGAAAACGAAGGGAAGCCGAUCGAUAUAGAGUACGUAGAGGCGUACCUCAAUUCCGUGAGCAAGAAGACGAGGUUGAGCAAGUUGGUGAAGCUGCUCUCCAUGUUUCGGGAUGCCCUGAACAUGUUCGUGGAUGAUGAGGUGGAGGACGGUAUGCCCAGGAAAGGAGGAGAGGUGGUGGACGAAGCAGAUCAGGGGGAGAAGCAGAAAAAGGGCUCAAAGGGGGGAAAGAAGCAACGAAUUAUGAAAGGAUCAAAGGGGGAUGAGGGUAAACGAAGCAGAAAAAAGUACGCGAUGAACGUGGAUACGUCCAUUUUCACCGUCUUCAAUGUGCUAUACAACGUGGACUCCCUCUUCUACAAUAUCACAAAUGAAGGGUCUCGCGAGCUCAGGGUGUGGAAUUUGGAGAGUAUCAGAAGAAAUGAGAUAUACCAGGAGGAUAGCACUCUUCAGAAGGAUUGUGAAAUGGAAGAGGAGACAAUAGGGGACAAUGUGAAAAGCGCAAAAAUUACAGAUAGCGCACAGAGUAUGGAGAUUUUGGAAAAUAUGCCAAAUUAUAAAAACUUAGAAAAGUAUAAAAUGUUGAUUGUCCAUUUCUUCAAGUAUCUCUUGAGUCGAAUGAAGAAACUAAACAACAGUGAUGUGUGCGCGGGGGUAAUAAAAAUUUUGAAAAAAAAAAAUAUCCUAAGAUGGAUAGUGAUAUUAAACAUGGGAAAAAACUUUUUAAAAAAAAUCUGCAGAAUGUUUAUUUUGUCGAAGAAAAACGAUGUUUACUUUUUCCUUUUCUUGUUAAUACAAAAUAUGUUUCAGCUGUACAAUGAGAAGAAAAAAAUAAUAUAUAACAACAGCGUUGCCAAUUCUAACCACAAAGAAAAGGAAGAAAUUAAAAAGACAUACCAAUUGGAGAAACUCCUAUUCGAGGUGUACCAAUAUCUGAUGCAAAGAUAUUUAAUCCAUUAUGGAAGUAAUUACCAAAAUGUGCUCCUUUUGAGUCACAUGAAUUUUAAAGAAAACUGCCUCAUCGAGUUGUUCACUUUGCUCUCCCAUGAUGUGGCCUAUACCAUCACCUUUAGGUAUAUCCAAACCAUCAUGCAGAAAAUCAGGGAGGGCUUCAAGGUCACCUACGAGGAAGGCAAAAAGGGGGAUAUGCACACAGUAGAUCAGCAAAUGAAAGCGAAAAACCGAGAUGCAGGAAAAAAAAAAAAAAAAAACACACCAAAGGUUAACCUCAUCGAAUUUAAAACAUUCCACCUCCAAAGCAGCUAUAUGAUCCUCCUCCUGAGAUUUCUAAUCAAAAUUAUCAAACUGUGUCAAAAUUUGGAUAUCCUAACAUAUGGAUUAACGGUAUUAAUAAUUGCAAUUUUGAAGACUAAAAUUAAUAACAUGAAAUAUGUACCUGUGAAUUUACAACUACUUCAUUUGCUAAUUCGAAUCAUGGAGGACAAAAAAAAAUACAUCCCACUAUUCUCCUAUUUUACAUGCAUCAUGAAUGGACUAAAAUCUUAUCAGCAUGUCAGGACAAUUUCCAAAGAUCAACAAAUCAGAUUAACCAUUGAAAAUUUCGACAUUAACACCUCCCUCGAAAUUGACGAAAAAUUAAUUUCAGAUUUCUCUAUAGCUCAUCAAGUAUAUGAAAAAUUAUAUGUCCUGCUAUGUGAUUAUGUUGGACUCAUGGUACAUCAUAUUUCCUUUCCGGAGUUUUUUUUCGCUAUAGAUUCGUUCCUCAAAAAAUAUUUCUCCGAAUGUAAAGUACAUGCAUUCAAAAUGAAAAUUAAAAAUCUUCUUGUCUUGGCAAAAAAUUCCAUCGAAAUUAUUCAGAAGAAAAGAAAAAAUAAAAAUAUCUACACCAUGCAUGAUAAAAUGAUUUUUUUCGGAAAUGAAAACUUGCCUUUAUCUGCACAUAGGCUGACCGUUCUCGAGAACUAUGAAAAUAGCUGCCUGGUAAAAAUGAAGGCCAGGAUUAGUGGACUUGAGAAUAUUAAACAUGCACGCGAUGAGGUACAGGAGGAGGACAUUCCUUCAAAGCGGUCUGCCAAAAAAAGGAAACGAGAAGAUCAGAACGCUGCAAGUAGUAGUAGUAGCAAGAAGGGGAAGAAGAAAAAGAACAAGAAAAACAAAAAAAGCCACAACAACGACAUCGACAACGACAAGCCGACUGCGGAGGCGGAAGCCCCAUCCAGAGAGGACAAGGUCGAGGAUUUUUCCAUGUCCAGUGAGGAUGAGCAGGAAGAUGCAGAGGAAGACGCCUAA
Plasmodium fragile is the source of this 2661-nucleotide messenger RNA. RefSeq lists its product as uncharacterized. The transcript has a single exon. The record is from RefSeq and is a predicted model, not a curated record. Bases 1 to 2661 code for a protein of 886 amino acids. Gene Ontology annotation, cellular component: nucleolus; Noc1p-Noc2p complex; Noc2p-Noc3p complex. Lineage: Eukaryota; Apicomplexa; Aconoidasida; Haemosporida; Plasmodiidae. Gene Ontology annotation, biological process: ribosomal large subunit biogenesis.